Messenger RNA from Trichomycterus rosablanca, 4613 nucleotides. RefSeq names its product contactin associated protein 2b (gene cntnap2b). The transcript has 25 exons. The record is from RefSeq and is a predicted model, not a curated record. NCBI's taxonomy places the organism in Eukaryota, Metazoa, Chordata, Actinopteri, Siluriformes, Trichomycteridae. The coding region runs from base 1 to 3951 and encodes 1316 amino acids.
AUGGGGAUGGAGGUGAAGAUGCGGAGGUUUGGAGCGGUGCAGCUUCAAGUCCUGUUAUGGAUACUGAACGUGUAUCUGAAAUACACAGCAUGUCAGCGCUGUGACGAGGUGUUGGCGACUCCUCUCCCCUACAGCGCCUUCAGCAGCUCUUCUGUACUUGCUCCUGAUUUUGGCGCCGGCUACGCUAAACUCAACCGCAGAGUUGGAAAUGGAGGCUGGUGUCCGCUGGAUUCUGACACGUACCAGUGGCUGCAGGUGGAUCUCAGAGGAAGGAAACAGAUCACGGCCAUCGCCACACAGGGUCGAUACAGCAGCCCUGACUGGACUAAACAGUACAGACUGCUGUACAGUGACACUGGAAGUAACUGGAGACCGUAUCAACAGGACGGCAACAUAUGGACGUUUUCAGGGAACUGGAACUCUGAGCGAGCGGUGAAGCAUGAGCUGCAGUACACCAUCGUGGCUCGAUAUCUGCGCUUUAUUCCUUUAGAACGGAGUGCAGAGGGCAGGAUCGGGCUGAGGGUGGAAGUUUACGGCUGUGCCUACUGGGCAGACGUGAUCAGUUUUGACGGACAGGGUGUGAUAUCCUACCGAUUCCGGCAGAAGAAGAUGAAGAUUCUGAAGGAUGUUAUCUCUCUAAGGUUUAAGACUACUAAAGGAGACGGGGUUCUGCUCCACGGAGAGGGGCAGCAGGGGGAUUACCUCACGCUGGAAUUACGCAGAGCUAAACUAGUGCUGCAGAUCAACCUGGGUAGCAGUCAGUAUGGCUCCAUCCAAGGUCACACCUUGGUGUCCGGCGGCAGCUUGCUGGACGAUGACCACUGGCACUCUGUGAGGGUUGAAAGGUACCGGCGGAGUGUGAACUUCACCCUGGACGAGCACACACAGAGGUUCCGAACCAACGGCGAGUUUGACCAUCUCGAUCUGGACUAUGAGAUCAGUUUUGGAGGAAUGCCCGUGUCCACUAAGCCCAGCUCAGGAGGCCCACAGAACUUUGUUGGCUGCAUGGAGAACAUCUACUACAAUGGAGACAACAUCACCAGCCUCUCGCGCAGGAAAAGAGUCGACACGUCCAGUUUUCGUAACCUGACGUACGCGUGUGUGACCUCGUCCACGUUCCCGGCGUUCUUUAACUCCACCAGCACUCUGCAGCUGCCGGGUCGCAGUGAUGCAGACACCGUAUCAGUGAGCCUGCAGUUUCGCACGUGGAGUCUCAGCGGCCUGCUGCUGUUCGCCCCCUUACUGCCCGGUGGAGUGGAACUCAGUCUGGUGGAGGGCAAAGUGGUAGUGCACAUCUACACCGCUCAGGGAAAGAACACACGGGUGGACAUUUCCUCAGGUUCUGGCCUCAACGAUGGACAGUGGCACAGCGUCCAUUUCCUGGCGCUGGAGAGCUUUGCCAUGCUUACUAUUAAUGGUGAUGAGACCUCGUCCGUCAGAGCCACGCUCCCCAUUCAGAUCCGCACUGUGGGAGAUUACUAUUUUGGAGGCUAUUUUCCCCGGACCGAACUCUCCCCGACGCAGCGCUCCUUCCAUGGCUGCAUGCAGCUCAUCCACGUGGACGAGCAGCCGGUGGACCUACACGCUGUGGAGCGGAACAUGCUGGGAAGUUUCGAGAACGUCAGCCUGGACAUGUGUGCCAUCAUAGACAGGUGUGUUCCUAACCCGUGUGAACACGGUGGCCGAUGUUCUCAGACUGGAGGCACAUUUAAAUGUUCUUGUGAUGGAACCGGAUACACCGGAGCGACCUGCCACUCACCGAUUUAUGAGCAGUCAUGCGAGGAGUACAAGCAUCUGGGCCGAAGCUCCGACUCCUACUGGAUUGAUCUGGAUGGAAGCGGCCCCCUCGAACCCUUCAAAGUCAUCUGCAACAUGUCAGGGGACAAAGUGUGGAUGAUGUUGCCAAACGGUCUUCCAGCUCAGAGUUCGGUGAUUCCAGCUUCUGAUCCUGAACAGGGAACGGCUGUGACACUCAACUACAGCGUCUCCACUGAGCAGAUGAACGCUGUCACCAGUAAUGCAAAGCACUGUGAGCAGUAUGUGGCCUACACAUGCCGUAUGUCACGCCUUCUCAACUCUCCAGACGAGUCCCCGUAUACCUGGUGGGUCGGCAGAGGGAAUGAGAAACACUUCUACUGGGGCGGCUCAGGACCAGGAAUUCAGAAAUGCUCUUGUGGAAUCGAGCGCAACUGCACCGACCCAAAAUACUUCUGCAACUGUGAUGCAGACCAGAGACAGUGGCGAGAGGACUCAGGUGUUCUGAUGUACAAGGACCAUCUACCCGUCGCUCAGGUGGUGGUCAGGGACACACAGCGCUCUGGAUCUGAGGCCAAGCUCACCGUGGGGCCUCUCCGCUGCCAAGGAGAUCGGAACUACUGGAAUGCUGCGUCCUUCAACACCCCAGCAUCGUAUCUGCACUUCCCAACAUUUCAAGCAGAGUCCAGCGCUGAUAUCUCCUUCUACUUCAAGACCUCGUCCUCACAUGGGGUCUUUCUGGAGAAUUUGGGCAACGCCGAUUUCAUUCGGCUUGAGUUAAAAUCUGCCCACGUGGUGUCCUUCUCCUUCGACGUGGGCAACGGGCCGGUGGAGCUAAGCGUGCAUUCGCCGACUCCCCUGAACAAUGACCAGUGGCACAGGGUGGAGGCCGAGCGCAACGUAAAAGAGGCCGUGCUCCGAUUGGACAAGCUUUACAAGGACGUGCGACCUGCCCCAACCCAUGGCCACACCCGCCUGGAGCUCUUCAGUCAGCUGUUUGUGGGUGCCUCAGGAGGACAGAGGGGAUUCCUGGGUUGUAUACGCUCGCUGAAGAUGAACGGUGUGACCCUUGACCUAGAGGAGCGUGCCAGGGUGACCCCGGGGGUGAAGCCCGGCUGCUCGGGUCACUGCACCAGCUUCGGCUCACGCUGCCAGAACGGAGGCAAAUGUGUGGAGAAAUAUAACGGCUACACAUGCGACUGCAGCCUCACUGCCUUCGACGGGCCGUUCUGCACGGACGAUGUGGGCGGCUACUUCGAGAGUGGCACGCUGGUCCGCUAUGACUUCAUGUCCGACAGCAGCUCCUCGCUGGUAGUGAAGGGAUCUACUGGAGCUCUGAGUACAGAGGGGAACCUGACAGAGGAGGAACUUAGUUUCAGUUUCAGCACCUCUCACGCCCCCUCGGUUCUGGUCUACAUCAGCUCCAGGACUCAGGAUUACAUGGCGAUGGUGUUGCGCCACAACGGUACACUGCAGAUCCGUUACAGUCUGGGUGGACUGAAGGAGCCCUUCACUAUCAGUCUGGACCAUCGCAACAUGGCUAACGGGCAGCCACACAGCGUCAAAAUCAUCCGACAUGAGAGGAUUAUUCAACUGCAGUUAGAUCAUUAUCCCACAGUCAGCUACUCUCUCCCUGAUGCUUCUGACACUAAAUUCAACCUGGUCAAGACCAUUUUCCUUGGAAAAGUAUUUGAAACGGGUCAGGUCGACCCCGUGCUUAUAGAGCGCUACAACACCCCGGGCUUUAUGGGCUGCCUCUCCAGGGUGCAGUUUAACCGCAUCGCCCCUUUAAAAGCUGCACUGAGGCCAAGCGCUCCGUCUACGGCCUCCGUCCAGGGUGUGCUGGUGGAAUCUAACUGUGGUGCUUUACCGCUCCUCAUCCCUGUCAUGUCUGCCACAUUCGACCCCUGGCACCCCGACUCAGGGAUCCAGUUUCCAUUUGAUGAAGAGCAAGCAAGCCGGGACGGUCUUAACCGUGAUUCUGCAAUAAUAGGAGGCAUCAUUGCGGUGGUGAUCUUCACCAUCCUCUGCACGCUGGUGUUCCUGGUGCGCCACAUGUUCCGCCAUAAGGGUUCGUACCACACCAACGAGGCGAAAGGUGCCGAUUCAGCAGACUGCGCCGACGAGGCCAUCAUCGUGAAUGACCCCGCGUUUACAGAAACCAUCGAUGAAAGCAAGAAGGAGUGGUUCAUUUAGCUCAGAUGUGUGUGUGGGGGGUGUUAGAAAGAGCGUCACCCAACAGGACAAACACAACUGAGAGUCUCCACAGUGAAGGACAUAAACACUCCAUUAAGACGUACGCAUGUGCUCUGACUGACCCCUGUGGCAUGUGAUGAUGUGUGUAUGUGAGGGAGCGUGAUACAAAGACUUCCUUUACAUCUGAAUCCAUCUCCUUCACAUAUAGAAGCGUAUUUCUAUAUUUUCUGCAUUCCACUGACUGAGAUAUGGACACAGCCGGUGCAUUUUUAAUCUCGACUGGACGUAUUUCUUUCUGCCUGCCUGAAAGCUAAUCAAGGACCCCGAUAGCACAAUACGUAUUUAUGUUACAGACGAUGACGUUUGAUUGUAUUUAAUACUUUUAUGUCCUCAGUAGAAUGAAACAGCACAGUAGCAUGCAAUGACUGAUCUUGCUCACUGUUUAAGCAGCACUUUUGUGUAAUGUAGUUUGUUUGUAUAGAUUGUAUAUGUGUUCUUUAGCUGUGUUCAUCAUUUUGUGUAUAUAUGAUUUGCCAUCGAGUUUCCCUGUGCCCCACAUGUACUUGGUGUGUGAUGUUUAUUUCUGCUGUUUUUGUAAUGGAAAUAUAAGGCUAAUGUAUGUAAUACAUUAAUUACAAAGUUAAUUUUCUUAAGGGGAUCUA